Sinocyclocheilus grahami is the source of this 615-nucleotide messenger RNA. RefSeq lists its product as uncharacterized. The coding region runs from base 4 to 615 and encodes 203 amino acids. The record is from RefSeq and is a predicted model, not a curated record. Lineage: Eukaryota; Metazoa; Chordata; Actinopteri; Cypriniformes; Cyprinidae. The transcript has 5 exons.
UCGAUGAAUUCUUGUGACAGAUCACAAAACUUGGACAGUAAUGGCCACCUCUCGACACAGGAAUUUGUAUGUACUGACAGCAACACAUGGGCUGAUGGUAGCAGUGUCUUUGUGCAUGUUGGAAAAUCUCCAAGAGGAGUUCAUCUCAGCUCAGAUGACACAGAAGCACAAAGGCGUGAUGGGACUCUAACAAUAACCUUGGAAGCAGGGACACAAACAGGAGCUUUAUCUUACCGAGAUGUCUCAGUUCAGUGCUCACUUAUUCAUCACAGCAACUCUGUCCCUUUCCACUCUGCUAAUAAGAAAACCAGCGCCUUUACCACAAGGUGGCAGUAUUCUAAUUUUAAUCAGUUGCUUAAUCCAACAACACAUACUUCUCCAAAAAAUGGGCACAAAAGAUCAGGAAACAUGCCCUUAGGGCCAUUAGCAACAAACCAGCAGGCACAGAGACAUCCAAAAUCACAAAUGGGCAUCUCCUUCCGCCAACUUCAUAGUCAGAAGAGCAUGAAAAGAGAUCUGUCGUCAGCUUCGAAACAUCCUUUCUGCAAAGCCUCAGUACAAAUAGGACAACAAAACUUGAUCAAAUUAGUGCGUACAACUGAAGUUUCAGAGUAG